Molecule: messenger RNA, 666 nt
Organism: Symbiodinium natans
Lineage: Eukaryota; Dinophyceae; Suessiales; Symbiodiniaceae
Source: the annotation of a GenBank genome assembly
AUGGUAAGAUUCCGUGCUAGUUGCCGCCAGCAGGCGCGCAGCAUCAAGCAGGAAGGGAACGUUGCAGUUGCACGAAAGCUCGUCUGUGGAAACAGCGACUUCGCAAAGGAAGCCCAGUGCAAGGGUGUCGAGAAUUUCGCAAACCUUCCUGGUCGUUGCUCAAGGUGCAAGAGAAACUCAGUCUUGCCUGAGGCUUUUCGAGCCUUCAAAUGGGAGUCCCUCGGCCAGGUGCUUGGAGCGGACGAGGUUUUUGAGGCUGUCGACCAACUUAAGAGUUUCGACUCGGGUAUUGCUGCUUGGAACAAGCACUAUCACGAUAUCGCUGAUGAAGCCAUGGACGAGGUGGAGGAGAUGGGUGAGGAAUUAGUGGGCGACAUGGUUGACAUCUUCACGAAAGUCUGUAAGGUCUCCACGGCGAACAUGUGUGACUCAGCGCAUUUGUCUGACAGCAAGAGCAGCGGCCUAACGAUCUUCGCCACGGAGCAGACGCAUGAAAAGAUGGAGGAGUUCCAGAAUCAGACCAUGGAGCGAAUUGACAACCUCGAGGCUGAACUCAAGGAUGAAAUCCAGCAAAGCAAGCAAGAGAUCAUGAACCACACGCAAGACUUGAUCGACAAUUUGACGGAAGAGAUGAAAGCCGGUCAUGAAGAGCUGAAGAAGGGCCAA